Saimiri boliviensis boliviensis (Bolivian squirrel monkey) is the source of this 1467-nucleotide messenger RNA. Its product is annotated as DNA dC->dU-editing enzyme APOBEC-3G-like. Gene Ontology annotation, cellular component: cytoplasm; nucleus; P-body. NCBI's taxonomy places the organism in Eukaryota, Metazoa, Chordata, Mammalia, Primates, Cebidae. The record is from RefSeq and is a predicted model, not a curated record. Gene Ontology annotation, molecular function: RNA binding; zinc ion binding; cytidine deaminase activity. Gene Ontology annotation, biological process: defense response to virus; cytidine to uridine editing; DNA cytosine deamination.
CAAGCAGGGACAAGUCUGCCAAGGAAGCUGUGGCCAGAAGCACAGAUCAGAAACACAGUGGUGCAAAUGGAUCCAGGCACAUUCUUUGAUGACUUUUAUAAUAGACCCAUCCUUUCUCAUCGGAACACCAUCUGGCUGUGCUACGAAGUGAAAAUGAAAACAAACGACCACUCAAGGCCCCUUUUGGUUGCAGAUAUCUUUGAAGGCGAGGUCUAUUUGAAGCCUCAACACCACCCAGAGAUGAGAUUCCUCCACUGGUUCCGCAACUGGAAGCUGCGUAGUGACCAGGAGUACGACGUCACCUGGUUUGUGUCCUGGAGCCCCUGCCCAGUGUGUGCAAGGAACAUGGCCGAGUUCCUGGCCAAGGACGGGAAGGUCACCCUGACCAUCUUCGUGGCCCGCCUCUACUACUUCUGGGACCCACAUUACCAGAAGGAGCUUCGCAGACUGUGUCAGAGGAGAGACAGUCCUCAUGCCACCAUGAAGAUCAUGAGUUAUGGCGAAUUUCAACACUGUUGGAACAAUUUCGUAGAAAACCAAGGAAAGCCAUUCAAGCCUUGGAAUGCGCUGCCUAAACAUUACACAUUACUGCGCAUCACGCUGGGGGAGGUUCUCAGAUACCGGAUGGAUCCAGGCACAUUCACUUACAACUUUACCAACAACCCUUCGGUCCAUGGACAGCACCAGACCUACCUGUGUUACAAGGUGGAGCACCUGCACAAUGGCACCUGGGUCCCGCUGCACCAGCACAGGGGCUUCAUACUCAACGAGGCUUCAAACAGUCUCAGUGUCCCUGAAGGCCGCCAUGCAGAGCUGUGCCUCCUGGACCUGAUUUCCUUUUGGAAGCGGAAACAGGCCCAGUGCUACAGGGUCACCUGCUUCAUCUCCUGGAGCCCCUGCUUCAGCUGUGCUGAGAAGGUGGCUGAAUUCCUUCAAGAGAACCCACACGUGAACCUGCGCAUCUUCGCUGCCCGCAUCUAUGAUUAUCUUCCAGGAUAUGAGGAGGGGCUGCAAAUGCUGCAGAAUGCUGGGGCCCAAGUCUCCAUCAUGACCUCUGAGGAGUUUGGGCACUGCUGGGACACCUUUGUGGAUCACCAGGGACGCCGCUUCAAGCCCUGGGAGGGACUAGAUGAGCACAGCCAAGCCCUGAGUGGGAGGCUGCAGGCCAUUCUCCAGGGAAACUGAUGGAUGAGCCUCAGUCUCUAAGGAAGAGACCUGGGCUGAACAGCAGAAUAAAAGAUCUUCUUCCAAGAAAUGUAACCAGGCCGUUUACCACCAUCUCCAGCUGAUCACAGAAGCCAGCAAAGCAGUGCACUCCUGACAAGUAGAUUAUUUUAAAAAUUAAAGCGAAUUACUUUUAAUAAAAAAUUUAUGUGAUGUUUCAAGAAUACAGUAGUGAGAUUGUGCUCAGUAUUCUCAGAAAGGUUUCAAACCUACUCAUCCAGUGACAAUUUGAAUUGGCUUUAU